This is a messenger RNA of Lachancea meyersii CBS 8951, 375 nucleotides long. Lineage: Eukaryota; Fungi; Ascomycota; Saccharomycetes; Saccharomycetales; Saccharomycetaceae. The record is from the annotation of a GenBank genome assembly.
AUGGGCUCUUGUCUUAGCAAGAAGAGCUCCAAAGAUGGUUCUCGUCCUGCCAAUUCUUCUGCGACCCAAACUACUCGUAGAGCUCGAAACUCACAAGCUUUUCGAUCAAACGAAUCGCAUCACGAAGCCAAGACUAAGGAAAAGAACGCUGUUGCAGGCAAAACGCUUGGAGGUGCGACUGAGAAGGACUUCCCUGCUCGACGUGCAGCUGGCUUGGCCGCGGCGGAGAGGUUUGAAAAGUCACAGAAAGAGCUAAAAAACGGCGAGCUUGGUAAGAAAUUAGCCAAAGAGCGAGCCAAAACAUUGAAUGCACAUCUAAAAGACAACGCAGAGAGCCGACGAACAGAGAAAGAAACGGCUCUCGUAUAUGAUUGA